GCUCGGCUCCAGUCGUGACUCGGUGGUCCAGCGGAAUAGAUCUCUCGUGGCACCAAAAACCUUGAAACCCCGUUUAGUGACCACUUAUCAGCGCGCCAGUGAGUUUGCGAAAAGUGUACGACGAAUUUCCUCAAAUCAUCGCAACCCUUGUGUUAUCAGCGAUUCUCCGUAAAAGGAAGUCAACGAACGGCGGCGGCGUGUGGUCGAGAUUUGAGAACAAUUUGCUUACCAGCUUGAGAAGCAUCUAAACAGGUCACCAUGGCCCUCGAGGCUGGCCAACUUCCGGUCGGCUCGUCCCAGAAGCUGCUCGAAGAGGUCGCCCGCUCCGAACUCGACUCGGACGACUUUGCGCUCACCCUGACGGCCGGUUCCGCCAUCGGCGACAACUACAUCGGAGUGCUGUUCCGGGCCCGGGCCGAGUGUCGCCGCUCAGGUCGCGCCCUGAACAUCAUCGUGAAGCUUCCGCCGCAGAACGAGGCCCGCCGGAACCAGUUCUUCGCCCAUCCGGCCUUCGAGCGGGAGAUUUACUUUUACGACACGAUCUACCCGGUGCUGGAGGAGUUCCAGCGGGAGAAGGGUAUCGCGUUGGAGGCCGGUGAUGGGUUCUACCAGGUUCCGCGGUGCUUGAAGACGUGCGUCCGGGAGUACGAGGAGGCCAUCUUCAUGGCGGACCUCAAGCAGGAGGGCUUCGAGAUGUUCGAUCGGCACAAGGAGCAGGGGUUGGAGCACUUCCGGUUGGUGGUUAAAACCCUGGGGAAGUUGCACGCCCUGUCGUUUGCCCUGAGGGACCAGCAGCCGGAACGGUUCGAGCCGUUCCGGGCGAUGGUGGAGCUGUUUACGACGCGGGAUGAUGACGCCUCGAUGGAACAGUGGUUCCAGGCGUUGGUCACGAGGGCGCUCGAGACGCUGGACGAGAAGACGGAGCCGGAGGUGUACGAGAAGACGCGGGACGCGUUGAAGGUUAACUUUUUGGACCACAUCCGGGAGCUGACGAAGGGCGCCAGUGCGGAACCGUACGCGGUUAUUUGUCACGGGGAUUGCUGGAACAACAAUGUCAUGUUUAAGCAUGAUGAGCACGACACCCCGGUGGAAAUCCGACUCCUGGACUGGCAAAUCUGCCGCUACGCCUCGCCCGUGCUGGACCUGAUGUACUUCCUGUUCACCGCCUCAACCAAAGCCUUCCGCGACGCCCACUACGAAGACCUUCUCCAGCUCUACCACGACACUCUGUCCACCUUCCUGCGCCGUCUCGGAUCCGAUCCGGAACGGCUCUUCCCGCGCUCGGCCCUCGACGAUCAGCUGGUCCGCUUCGGCCGGUUCGGUCUGCUGAUGGCCGCGAUGCUGCUCCCGAUCAUCACCACCAAAAGCGAGGACAUUCCCGACCUGGACGGGAUGGCGGAGAAGCUCGAGAAUGGGUUUGAUGUGUCGAGCGAGAUUAACAACUUCAAGUCGGAGGGCACGCAGGACAUUUACAGGGAGAAGAUGGCCGGAUGCUGCCGGGAUAUGGUCCGGUUAGGGUACAUUUAGAUUGAUCACAGUAUUUGCGAGGAAGAAACACCAAAAAGUUAUGUUUUGUAUACGGAGAAAGUUUGAAAAUAUAUAUUCAAAUAAAUUUUAAAA
This is a messenger RNA of Culex pipiens pallens (northern house mosquito), 1620 nucleotides long. RefSeq lists its product as uncharacterized. NCBI's taxonomy places the organism in Eukaryota, Metazoa, Arthropoda, Insecta, Diptera, Culicidae. The record is from RefSeq and is a predicted model, not a curated record. The transcript has 3 exons. Bases 259 to 1527 code for a protein of 422 amino acids.